CGGCAGGAACUUUCAACUAGUUUCAGAGAAAGUCCUCAUACAUCGUGUGCGCCUCAUACAUCGUGUGCGCCUCAUACAAAUCUUGGAAGCACCAUGAAUGUCGAUGAUAUCGAAGUACAGCCACCACUUUGAAAUUUCCAUUCUCCUCUGCCGCUCGAUGUCUGAACCACCAACGAACGAGUUCUCCUCUGUUGAAGAAAAGAUGGAAGUUGCACAGGGACACAAAGAGAAAGGAGACAAGGCGUUUCGCUCUGGCGAUUGGAAGGCCGCACUCCAAAGUUAUCACCUCGCUCUGUUGUACCUCACCGGUUUGGAUAAGCGCGGGUUACCGGCGAUCCCCAAGGAGAUUGCUGAGUCGGUGGAUCCUGAUGAGGCAAAAACCUUGACCCAAAACGUUCGACUGAAUAUGGCAGCAUGCCAUUUGAAGACUGACAAUUUCAAGAGAGCCCUCUAUUAUGCCGAUGAGGUCUUGAAGAAAAACCCUACCAAUACGAAGGCGCUUUUCCGCAGGGCAAAGAGUUUAUCUAGCACGGGGUACACCGAGAAAGCUAUCAAAAUUCUCGAAGAUCUGGUUGCGAAGAAUCCUGAUGAUUCAACAUUUACGUCAGAGCUAGCUGCGGCAAGGGCAAAAGAGAAGGAAGCCGAUGUCAAAAGUUAUAAGAAGUUCAAAGGCUUCCUUUCGAAGGACAAGGGCGAAAAACCUGAAACAUCGUGAUUCAUGCUUAUUGGAGAUUUGGCGCAAAACUCACACCCAGCUAUGCCCCCGGUCGUUACACUUUCUGACUGAGCUCGUUGCAUUCCAUCAACUAAUUGGGAAUUUGUGUCGUUACUGGUCCACAAUUCUGUGCCCUCGGGACAAGCCUCCUUGCUGAUUAGCCGGGAGGCGAACGGGAGGCAAAAUUCCGCCACCGAAUCUCCCCCGCCAAUGAAAUGACUUAAUAUAAAUCCGUAGCUCGCUCUGGGCCCCCUCUUCCUCAUCACACUCGAAUCUAGCAUCCUUGCCACUGAUCAACUGAAGCUCCUUCCCUGUCGCGCUAGUGCCUUUGAUAAAGGUCUCUG
Cantharellus anzutake is the source of this 1059-nucleotide messenger RNA. Its product is annotated as TPR-like protein. Lineage: Eukaryota; Fungi; Basidiomycota; Agaricomycetes; Cantharellales; Hydnaceae. The record is from RefSeq and is a predicted model, not a curated record. Bases 98 to 715 code for a protein of 205 amino acids. The transcript has 10 exons. Gene Ontology annotation, molecular function: protein binding.